AUGCCUUCUGCUCGUGACAGACUCGCCGAGCUAAGGGCCCUUCGUGCCUCCGGAAAAAAGCGCCUCUCCACAUAUGAAAUUGAGGAACAGGGUGAUAUUUACGAAGAGGUCGAUGAUGACGGUUAUAAGAAAAUCAUUCGCGGUCGACUUGACGAGGACGACUUUGUCGUAGACGAUAACGGCGCCGGUUAUGCAGACGACGGUCGGGAAGUGUGGAACGAACGAGCACCUGAAUACGAUAGCGACGACAGUGAUGAAUUACCUGCGCGCGGCAAGGCUGCCAAACGGAAACGUGAGGAAGAGAAACAGCGCCAAGAGAAGAUGAACAACGGUAUCUCCAAAUAUUUUAACAGUGGCAAUGCCGCGACAGCUACUGCGGCCAAACCGAAGCCGGUUGCGACUGCUGAAGACGAUGCCUUCAUGUCAGACCUUCUCGGAGAAGUGGAUACGAAUAUUGUUUCCAAUCAUCCACCUACACGAAACAUUGUCAAAUCAGAGGCCCGACGAAAAGUUCGCGUUCUCUCCCCACCCACGUCUCAGAAGCGGAAUCGAGAGAGAAUUCAAGCACGAGACGAGAACGAUGUUCCAAGCUCCCCACCAAAGAAGCAACAAGCUUUUCAAUCCGACGACGAUCUCGACGAUGGUCCUCUUCCUGCCGUGGAAGACGAUGACAUUUCAAUGGGUGACCCGAUGCCCUCCUCUCCCAUAACCAAGGCUGUGGAACGCAAGACUGUCAUGCCAGUCAAGAAAGAAGAAUCGGACGAAGAAGAUAUCGACAUGAUGGACAUCGCGGAAGCCACAGUAUCGGCUAGCAUCAAGACCGAAAACGUCAAUAUAACUGGAAGUCGUCCUCCUCCAAAGAUCAAGAAGGAGGAGCCUACAACGCCUGCGGCCUCUUCGCCUACCAAACCCAUGCCGGAGCUAUUGGAUGCCUCCUGGAAUGAUCUGAGAAACAAACUGAACGUUCUCAGCAGUCCAGCACCGGAGAUGCGUUCUUUUGGAAAGCUGCGUGCCCAAGAUGUCAUCGAAGAGGAUGGCAGUCUGCGGUUCUUCUGGUUAGACUACACCGAGGUAAACGGGAGUCUGUGCUUGUUUGGAAAAGUAAAAAACAAGCAGAAUGACUCGUACGCCAGUGCCUUUGUCAAAAUUGACAACAUUCUUCGAAAGCUCUACUUCCUUCCUCGUGAACAACGAUUCAAGCAGGGCAGAGAAACAGAGGACGAAGUUGGAUUGGAGGAGGUCUACGAAGAAGUGGACCAGAUGAUGUCUCGCCUGAAAGUUGGCAUGCACAAGAUGAAACCUUGCACUCGAAAGUACGCAUUUGAGAUGCGCGGGGUCCCCAAAGAAGCGGACUAUUUGAAGCUACUCUACCCGUACGACAAACCAGCGCUCCCUAUGGAAGUCAAGGGUGAAACUUUCUCCCAUGUGUUCGGCACGAACACCUCUCUUUUUGAGCAGUUCGUCCUGUGGAAGAACAUCAUGGGCCCUUGCUGGCUCAAGAUUGACGACGCCGACUUUUCUGCUGUCAACAACGCAUCCUGGUGCAAAUUUGAAUGCCAAUCAGCUAAGCCAGCACUUAUCACGCCCGUCUCAGAAUCGGAGAACAUGGAGACCCCGCCCUUGACUCUUAUGUCUCUCGCCUUCCGAACACAACUCAAUGUGAAGGAGAACAAGCAGGAGAUUCUGGUGGCAAGUGCCCGUGUAUACGAGAACGUCUCCCUCUCGGAUACCACACCGCCAGAGAAGCUUCCUUGCAAAACAUUCACCGUGAUGCGCCCCGCUGGUCCAUCCUAUCCCCUGCACUUUGAGGCCGAAUGUCGAAAGCAGCGAGGCACAAUCAUGCUUGAAAAGAGUGAACAGUUCCUUCUCAGCAAAUUUUUGGCCAUGUUUGAGAAAAUGGAUCCGGAUGUGAUCAUGGGCCACCAGUUGCAGGAUGUUGACCUAGGCAUCCUCCUCAGCCGCCUACGAGAAAAGAAAACCCCUGGGUGGCAUAGGGUUGGUCGUCUCAAGCGUGGAGAUUGGCCAAAGAACUACAAUAAGAAUAGUGGUUUCUUUGCUGAGAGGCAGCUAAUUGCUGGUCGAUUGAUGUGCGAUCUUGGCAAUGAUAUGGGCAAGUCCUUGAUGAUGAAAUGUCAGUCCUGGAGUUUAACAGAAAUGUGCCAGCUUUAUCUUGGUGAGGGAAAUUCUCGGCAAGACUUGGAUGUCGAAGAAGCUUUGAAGUCCUGGGCCUCGACCAAGGAUGGUUUGAUGAAUUUUGUGAACCACUGCGAUACCGAUACCUAUUUCAUGGCUGCUCUGGUUAUGCGCCUGCAGAUGCUACCUCUUACCAAGGUUUUGACAAACAUUGCCGGUAACUCGUGGGCACGUACCCUCAGUGGUACUCGCGCGGAGCGAAACGAGUACAUUCUGCUUCACGAGUUCCACCGCAACAAGUAUAUUUGCCCAGACAAGUAUUCCUCCCGCCUGCAGAAGGCAGAAGAAAAGUUAGGUGAUGAUGAAGACAAUGUGGGUGACAAGAAAAAGAAAGACAAGUACAAGGGUGGUUUAGUUUUCGAGCCUGAGAAAGGUCUCUAUGACCGAUUCAUUCUGGUCAUGGAUUUCAACAGUCUUUACCCUUCCAUCAUCCAGGAGUACAAUAUCUGUUUCACCACGGUUGAUCGGACUGCUUCAGCGGAAAAUGAAAACGAGGAGAAUGUCCCUGAGAUUCCCUCCUCAGAUCAAGAGCAGGGAAUUCUGCCAAAGCUCAUUUCAACAUUGGUCGGUCGUCGACGUGAGGUGAAGAAGUUGAUGAAGGACAAGCGUGCCACUCCCGAGCAGCUCGCUCUGUGGGACACAAAACAACUUGCCUUUAAGCUGACUGCCAACUCCAUGUACGGCUGUCUGGGAUACACACAAAGUCGAUUCUAUGCUCGUCCCCUUGCAAUGCUCACUACCUUCAAGGGUCGUGAAAUUCUGCGAAGCACCAAGGAACUGGCCGAAAGCAGCCAGCUCCGUGUCAUCUAUGGUGAUACCGACUCCGUCAUGAUUAAUACCAACAUGGACACUAUUAGCGAGGCACUCAAGGUAGGCGAGGAGUUCAAGAGAAUGGUCAACGAACGAUACAAGUUACUAGAGAUCGAUAUUGACAAUGUAUUCCGCCGACUACUGUUGCAUGCGAAGAAGAAGUACGCGGCUGUGAAUCUGACGGAAGUGGAUGGCAAGUAUGUUGAGAAGCUUGAGGUCAAGGGUCUGGACAUGAAGAGACGUGAAUAUUGUGCGCUCUCCAAAGAGGUUUCAUCCAAACUUCUGAACGAGAUUCUUUCUGGGGAGGACCAGGAAGUGGUUCUCAACAAUGUUCACGAAUACCUGCGCGAGCUCGCAGAGAAGAUGAAGAACUUUGAGAUUCCAAACCAGAAAUACGUUAUCUACACGAAACUUUCCAAGAGGCCCGAUGAGUACCCGAACAAGGAGACAAUGCCUCCGGCGCAAGUCGCUCUCCGGGAGAUUGCACGAGGCAAGACUGUUCGGCCGAAUGAUGUUAUUUCGUACAUUGUGACAAGUGGCGAUGCGGAGACUUCCUCUCUCGCUCCGGCCAAGCGAUCGUACAGCCCUCAGGAUGUCUUGAAUCCCAAAUCAGAACUGAAGCCCGAUAUUGAGUUUUAUAUUCUCAAGCAAAUAUUCCCUCCCAUCGAGCGUCUGUGUGCCCCGAUCCCGGGUACUGACGCUGUCCGCCUUGCUGAAUGUCUGGGACUUGACACCCGCAAGUAUCAGAUUAACACCUCCAGCUCCAGCAAUCAACAGAAUGCCGAGAUCUUCCCACUGGAGUCGCAGAUUCCAGACUCUGUCCGCUUUGCCAAUUCCGAGCGGCUGAUUUUGACAUGCCGAUCCUGCAAAGAAAAGUCGGUGUUUGAGGGUCUGGCUGGUUCUCCAGAUAUGUGCACUGCAGAUGGUGUUAUUUGCUCCAAUCAAGUCUGCCAAAAACCAUUUGCGGUCAUCACUAUCGUCGCACAGAUGGAGCACCAGAUUCGUGAGCAAAUCAAUCGAUACUACGAGGCUUGGUUGGUCUGCGAUGAUUCGGCCUGCGGCAACCGAACACGGCAAAUCAGUGUGUACGGACAUCGCUGCCUGGGCCCAAGGGGCCAUGCUGAAGGUUGUUCAGGGCGCAUGGCGUACGAGUACACAGAGAAAGACAUGUACAACCAGCUGUUGUAUUUUGCCGGUCUGUGGGAUGUGGACAAGGUCAAUAACGCCAAUAGCAAGGAGGCUGCUGAAACCAAGGACAGCAAAUCUGCUAUGGCCGAAUUCAACCGAAUCCGAUUUGAAACUAUCGGGGAGGUGGUAGACGGCUACUUGAAGAAGUGUGGUCGGCAAUGGGUUGAGAUGGAUACCCUGUUCCAGUUCAUGAUGCAAUAA
Penicillium odoratum is the source of this 4392-nucleotide messenger RNA. Its product is annotated as DNA-directed DNA polymerase alpha catalytic subunit POL1. Gene Ontology annotation, molecular function: pyrimidine nucleotide binding; single-stranded DNA binding; DNA-directed DNA polymerase activity. Gene Ontology annotation, cellular component: alpha DNA polymerase:primase complex. Lineage: Eukaryota; Fungi; Ascomycota; Eurotiomycetes; Eurotiales; Aspergillaceae. The coding region runs from base 1 to 4392 and encodes 1463 amino acids. The record is from RefSeq and is a predicted model, not a curated record. Gene Ontology annotation, biological process: mitotic DNA replication initiation; lagging strand elongation; leading strand elongation. The transcript is spliced from 5 exons.